AUGGAGGGCGACGGAGCUGCAGACGAGACCUACCUCAAAGAGCUUCGAGAAGCCGAAAACGCAGAUUUAUCUUUGGUGCGAAACAAACAGAUAGUCGUUGUUGCCAAAACUGAAGAUGGAAGCUUGGCGAGGGACUCUGACAGGGCACCUGCAGUAAUUGUAACUCCGGCGUUGGUUCCGCAAGAAAAUUCAAAUGCGUGGGAGCAAGCGUUCCAAUUGUUUAUGUUAGAGACGAAAGAGGUUGGUUCCAUUCCCAUUGAGUGUUUUCAGCUAUCAAUUGGGAUACAAGACGUCUGUAGAACAACUGCUAACCAUUUGCCAUGUAACCAAUCCCGACGUGAUCGUGCGACGCGCCGUCCCAGGUAUGUGAAUCCUCGUACCGGGUGA
This is a messenger RNA of Chondrus crispus (carragheen), 387 nucleotides long. RefSeq lists its product as hypothetical. The coding region runs from base 1 to 387 and encodes 128 amino acids. The transcript has a single exon. The record is from RefSeq and is a predicted model, not a curated record. Lineage: Eukaryota; Rhodophyta; Florideophyceae; Gigartinales; Gigartinaceae.